Dryobates pubescens (Downy woodpecker) is the source of this 561-nucleotide messenger RNA. RefSeq names its product basic proline-rich protein-like. The record is from RefSeq and is a predicted model, not a curated record. The transcript has a single exon. Lineage: Eukaryota; Metazoa; Chordata; Aves; Piciformes; Picidae. Bases 1 to 561 code for a protein of 186 amino acids.
AUGCGGCCUUACACCGGCCCCCCGCCUGCGGAGCACCGCGGGACUGCUCCCGCCACCCCAAGGGACCCCGCGGCCCCAUCCCCAUGGCCUGAGGGUACCUCAGCCCCGUCCGCCCCGCGUGAGUGGGCCCGGAGACCUGGUCCUUACCCCGUAGGCCUGGCCCGGCCCCCGCCGCCUCGCCUCACCAAAGGGCCGCGGCCGCCCGCCUCUCACCUCGCUUCAGCCGGCGCGGAAGGAAAGCACUUUUCCCGUCCGCAGCGACCGAUUCGCCAGCUCCGUCAGGAUAGGGAAGGAGGCUCCCGCCGGCGUAUUUUAACCCCUGUCCUCCCGUCCCCAUCAAGCAGAUGCACGCCAAACCCACCCCCGCCCUGGCCCCGCACCGAGGAGCCGCGUCCCCACGGCGCCUGGCGAAUGUGGCGUUGGGGAAUUGCAGAUGCGUUUACCUCCUUCUCCGUCCGACCCUUUUUCUCCGUCUGCCCCCAGCCCGGGACAAAGUCGGGAGCCACUCGCGGCCCUUCCCCACCGUGCCCUCACUAUCCACUUAGCGGCAGCGGUGGGUAG